Messenger RNA from Esox lucius (northern pike), 2488 nucleotides. Its product is annotated as heat shock 70 kDa protein. Gene Ontology annotation, molecular function: ATP binding; ATP-dependent protein folding chaperone; misfolded protein binding. Gene Ontology annotation, cellular component: blood microparticle; vesicle; cytoplasm. The record is from RefSeq and is a predicted model, not a curated record. Gene Ontology annotation, biological process: protein refolding; cellular response to unfolded protein. The transcript is spliced from 3 exons. The coding region runs from base 25 to 1959 and encodes 644 amino acids. Lineage: Eukaryota; Metazoa; Chordata; Actinopteri; Esociformes; Esocidae.
GACUUUCACAUUACAUAAACAAAAAUGUCUUCAACAAAGGGAGUGUCAAUCGGCAUUGAUCUGGGCACCACCUACUCCUGCGUGGGGGUAUUCCAGCAUGGUAAAGUGGAGAUCGUCGCCAACGACCAGGGAAACAGGACCACCCCCAGCUAUGUGGCCUUCACCGACACAGAGAGACUCAUCGGGGACGCCGCCAAGAACCAGGUGGCCAUGAACCCAACCAACACCAUCUUUGAUGCCAAGCGCCUGAUUGGCAGGAAGUUUGAGGACCAGAUUGUGCAGUCAGACAUUAAGCUGUGGCCCUUCAAGGUUAUCAACGACGGCGGGAAACCAAAAGUCCAAGUGGAGUAUAAGGGAGAGACCAAAGCCUUCUACCCUGAAGAGAUCUCCUCGAUGGUCCUGGUCAAGAUGAAGGAGAUAGCUGAGGCCUACCUGGGCCAGAGGAUCUCCAAUGCAGUCAUCACUGUCCCAGCAUACUUCAACGACUCUCAGAGGCAGGCCACUAAAGAUGCUGGCGUGAUAUCUGGACUGAACGUCCUUAGGAUCAUCAACGAGCCCACGGCGGCUGCCAUCGCUUAUGGGCUGGAUAAGGGAAAGAGAGGGGAGCGCAACAUCCUGAUCUUUGAUCUGGGCGGUGGAACCUUCGAUGUCUCCAUUCUGACCAUCGAUGAUGGGAUCUUUGAGGUGAAGGCCACCGCUGGGGACACACACCUCGGAGGGGAGGACUUUGACAACCGCAUGGUGAAUCAUUUUGUGGAGGAAUUCAAGAGAAAGAACAAGAAGGACAUCAGCCAGAACAAGAGAGCGGUGAGGAGGCUGAGGACCGCUUGUGAGAGGGCCAAGAGAACCUUGUCUUCCAGCUCCCAGGCCAGCGUUGAGAUUGACUCUCUGUUCGAAGGCAUCGACUUCUACACCUCCAUCACUAGGGCUCGCUUUGAGGAGCUCAACUCAGAUCUCUUCCGUGGAACCCUGGAGCCAGUUGAGAAAGCUCUACAAGAUGCCAAGAUGGACAAAGGCCAGGUUCAUGAGAUCGUCCUGGUCGGGGGCUCCACUCGUAUUCCCAAGAUUCAGAAACUGCUUCAGGACUUAUUCAAUGGCAGAGACCUCAACAAGAGCAUCAACCCAGAUGAAGCGGUGGCUUACGGCGCGGCGGUUCAGGCGGCCAUCUUGAUAGGCGACUCCUCCGACAACGUCCAGGACUUACUGCUCCUCGAUGUGGCUCCUCUGUCCCUGGGCAUUGAGACGGCCGGAGGGGUCAUGACCCCCCUAAUUAAACGCAACACCACCAUUCCAACCAAGCAGACCCAGACCUUCUCCACCUACGCCGACAACCAGCCGGGUGUACUAAUCCAGGUAUUUGAGGGAGAGAGAGCCAUGACCAAAGACAACAACCUCCUGGGAAAGUUCGAUCUCACUGGAAUACCCGCCGCCCCGAGGGGCGUCCCCCAGAUUGAGGUGACCUUUGACAUCGAUGCUAACGGCAUCCUGAACGUGUCAGCAGUGGAUAAAAGUACUGGCAAGGAGAACAAGAUCACCAUCACCAAUGACAAGGGCCGACUAAGCAAGGAGGAAAUCGAGAGGAUGGUCCAGGACGCAGACAAAUACAAAGCAGAAGAUGAUGCACAGAGGGAGAAGAUCACAGCCAAGAAUGCGUUGGAGUCAUACGCAUUCAACAUGAAGAGUAGUGUAGAUGAUCCAAAUCUAGCAGGGAAGAUCAGCAAGGACGAUAAGAAGAAAGUUGUUGACAAGUGCAACCAAACUAUCUCCUGGUUGGAGAAUAAUCAGAUGGCUGAGAAGGAAGAGUUUGAAUACCAGCAGAAGGAACUGGAGAAAAUAUGCAACCCAAUCAUAUCCAAGCUCUACCAGGGGGCUGGAGGUGCUCCUCCAACGGGAAGCUGCGGAAGCCAGGCUGGGGGUGGGUCUAGUUCACAAGGCCCUACCAUUGAAGAGGUGGACUGAACAAAAGCCUUCAAGGAAAGCCUGAGUGUAAAAGAACUAUGCAUAGAGGGAAUGACACCUCUGUGGAUCGGUCACAUUAAGGCAUCUGUAAGCUUAUAUCUCCAUCUCUAGGAAAACAUUAUUCUACUUUCAUGAACCAGUAGCAUUAAUACAUUGAGGGAGGCCAAUGGAGACUACCCAUGAGCUGGUAUGCACAUUGACAUUAUGCAUAGUUCUGAAUACAUAUAAAACCAAGCUUUGCUGGUACCUGCAUCAAAGGAAUGAUUUCUCACAAGUAUAAAUGACUGAUCCUUCCUGAUGACUUGGAUGAAAUAUUGUGAUCCACAUCCAGCUGAUAGGAAGUGUAACCCAUUCUCAUACACUUAAAAUGUUGUACACCCUCAGCCGCAAAGUCAAUGCCAAAUAUAUAUUAUUUUUUUUAAGUUUAGUGGCUUUUUUCAUUCUUCAUGAUUUUAUGUGAUCUUGCUAUCUGUACAAGUGCACUUUAAUGUUUUGUGUCAGAAGCUUAACAGCAAACCUCAUGGAAAUA